ACCAUGGAUCUGGUCACAGUUCUUCUCUCCAUUAUUGUCAUCCUAUUUUUUGUCAAAGUUUUCAAGAGUCAAAAACAACAAAAUUACAAAAAUUUCCCACCUGGUCCAACGCCUUUACCGAUCAUUGGAAACAUCCAUAUCAUGGACAUACGGAAACCCCAUAAAACAUUUAUGCAGUUGGCUGAGAAGUAUGGCACAAUUUUUAGUAUCCAGCUAGGAAUGUCAAAAUCAAUCAUUCUAUGUGGUUACGAGACUAUCAAAGAUGCUCUAGUCAACCAUGCUGAAUUAUUUGUGGAAAGACCACAUAUACCGUUGUUUACAGACAUAAUGAAAGGCCAAGGUAUUGUCUUUGCCACUGGAGAGAACUGGAAAGUGAUGAGAAGAUUUACACUCUCAAACUUACGAGGCUAUGGAAUGGGAAAGAAAACCAUAGAAGACAGGAUCAUUGAAGAAACUGAAUGCUUAAUCCAGAAGCUAAGAUCAUAUAAAGAAAAGCCCUUUGAUAAUGCAACAAGUAUAAAUGCUGCCGUAACCAACAUAACUGUGUCUUUACUGCUCAGUAAAAGAUUUGAUUAUGAGGAUCCGACCUUACUACGGCUUAUGGGUUUAGUCAAUGACAUUGUACAACUUCUAAGCAGUCCCUGGGUCAUUCUGUACAAUUGUUAUCCAUUUCUGGCAAAAUGUCUACCCGGAGCUCACAAUAAAAUUUUUCAAAAUGUUAAAGAGUAUCAUGACUUUAUAAGAUGGACAUUUACAAAACAGAGGGAAGAGCUUGACGUGAAUGACCAAAGGAACCUCAUUGAUGCCUUCUUAACCAAGCAACAAGAGGAUAAAGCAGAAUUCUUGAAGUACUUCCACAAUGAGAAUCUGACUGCUCUGGUGGCGGAUUUGUUUGGGGCUGGAAUGGAGACCACAUCAACCACAUUAAGAUGGGCUAUUCUUCUCAUGAUGAAAUAUCCAGAAAUUCAACAAAAAGUGCAAAAUGAAAUUGAACGUGUGAUUGGAUCGGCCCAACCUCAAAUGGAGCAUAGGAAACAAAUGCCAUAUACAGACGCCGUCAUUCAUGAAAUUAUUCGGUUUGGGGAUAUCGCACUUGUUACUUUUCCACAUUCAACAACUCAAGAUAUCACCUUUAGAGGCUACUUUAUUCCUAAGGGAGUAGCUAUAAUUAUGCUGCUGCAUUCAGCUCUCAGAGAUAAAGAUUACUUUGAAAAACCAGAUGAAUUUUAUCCAGAACAUUUUCUUAACUCUGAUGGAAACUUCAAGAAGAACGAGGCCUUCAUACCAUUCUCAAUAGGGAAAAGAAGUUGUGUUGGCGAGACCUUGGCUAAAAUGGAGAUAUUUAUUUUCUUUACGUCACUGUUGCAAAACUUCACAUUUCAACUACCACCUGGAGCUAAACUUGACCUUACUCCAGCUAUAGGGAUUACAAAUUCCCCUAAAUCUUAUGAAAUGUGUGCUGUACCUCGCUGA
This is a messenger RNA of Bufo bufo (common toad), 1473 nucleotides long. Its product is annotated as cytochrome P450 2C15-like. Gene Ontology annotation, cellular component: intracellular membrane-bounded organelle; cytoplasm. The record is from RefSeq and is a predicted model, not a curated record. The transcript is spliced from 9 exons. Gene Ontology annotation, biological process: xenobiotic metabolic process. The coding region runs from base 4 to 1473 and encodes 489 amino acids. Lineage: Eukaryota; Metazoa; Chordata; Amphibia; Anura; Bufonidae. Gene Ontology annotation, molecular function: oxidoreductase activity, acting on paired donors, with incorporation or reduction of molecular oxygen, reduced flavin or flavoprotein as one donor, and incorporation of one atom of oxygen; iron ion binding; heme binding.